This is a messenger RNA of Phaeoacremonium minimum UCRPA7, 1467 nucleotides long. RefSeq names its product putative ribosomal protein s17 protein. The record is from RefSeq and is a predicted model, not a curated record. The coding region runs from base 1 to 1467 and encodes 488 amino acids. The transcript has 3 exons. NCBI's taxonomy places the organism in Eukaryota, Fungi, Ascomycota, Sordariomycetes, Togniniales, Togniniaceae.
AUGAUGAUGAAAUCUGCACUGCUGGCCCUCAUGGGUCUGGCCGCCAUCACCGAGGCUUCGAGAAUCCCACGCCACGAGCGCCUUGUUUCUCGACAGAACGGGAGGAACCGAGGAGGCAACAACAAUAACAACGCCGGAAACAACAACGCCAAUGCUGGUGGCAACAACGCUGCAUCGGAAACGUGUUUGAAUGCCGACGCCGUCCAGACUGGUUCCGCUUCUACUGGUCAGCAAAACGGCGUGGCUGCGGAUGGUCAGGUCAACUCUGCAACUGAUGAGGCCAACUUCAUCAACUUCUGCUCCGGCGAGACCCUCACCAACGGUCUUCAAAACACCGACGGAUCCUGCAACGGUGUCGUCAUGGGCAAGAUUCCAGCCAAGGCCAACAUGGUCUCGGCCGUUAUCAUCAAUCCUCCUCUGGGUGAGACUGUUCAGGCGAACACGGACUUCAAUGUCACUGUUCAGAUCGCCAACAUGGAGCUUGGUUCCUUCACAAAUGCCACUUCAACAUACUACUCCGCCCCUCAGGACCUUAAUGGCGCAGGCCAAAUCAUUGGACAUUGUCACAUCACCAUCCAGGACCUUGGAAAUACUCUGAACCCCCAGACUCCUCCAGAUGCCACCCAGUUUGCUUUCUUCAAGGGUAUUAACGAUGCUGGUAACGGACAAGGACAACUGACAACCCAGGUCGCCGGCGGUCUCCCGGAUGGCAACUACCGUAUCUGCACCCUAAACGGAGCCGCAAACCAUCAGCCCGUCCUCAUGCCUGUCGCCCAGCGUGGAGCCUCAGACGACUGCAUCCGAGUCGUGGUCGGUGACGCUAACAACGGGGGCAACAACAACGCGAACGCCGGCGGUAACAACAACGCAAAUGCCGGAGGCAACAACAACGCCAAUGCCGGAGGCAACAACAAUGCCAAUGCCGGCGGAAACAACAAUGCCAAUGCUGGUGGCAACGCCGGAAACGCCGCUGGAAAUGCUGCUGGAAAUGCUGCUGGCAACGCUGCUGGCAACACUGGAGGCAACAGGGGCCAAGGCCGUGGAGGCCAGGGACAAGGUAAUACCGGUUCGGCUUCCGCUUCCGCUUCCUCAGAUGGUAACAAUGGAUCCAAGGCAACCAGCGUGGCCGAGGCCGCAACUAGUACCGCCGCCGUAACAACAGCGUCCGCCGCCGCGACGACCUCAGCCGCUGCGUCGAAUGGAGCCACUGGUGGGAACAACAACGCAGCGGCUGGAGGCGCCAUCGGGGGCAUCGCUGCCCCGGCCGUCGAAGACUCGGGCGACAAGACCCGGCCAUUCUCGGUCAACGGGAACACUUUCGUUAAUAAGGGUGCUGCCGUCCAGCGUGCCUGCGCCAUCCAGAACAACGCGUGUGCCGACGCCGUCAACUCCGGAAAGGUCACGGGUGUGACUGUCGGCGAUUGCAACACUCAGGAAGAGACAUGCAACGCCAACGGGGGAGCAUAA